AUGCCGUCAAUUGACGAGGGCGUCUUUGGGCUUCCGCUUGCGAAGCGCCAGAAAGUUGCUUCUCAACCACACAUCGCCGAAGCAGCAAAGCCAGCACAACCUGCUGGGUCAAGGAUAUUCUCACCGUUUCGCACGUUAGGAUUGGUGUCCCCAACCUCUGUCCCAUUCACCUCUGUUGCGCUGGGGAAAACUACCUUCCAAAUUACCACCUCAGUUGGGAAAAAUUUGCAGACUUACGAUCUUCGUCGCGGCCUUAAUCUCGUCUUUUUAACUCGCCCUCAAACGCCUGCUACCAUCACGGCAACAUGUGCGUGGAAGGAUCGCGUUUUCGCUGCAUGGGGUGGCUCGUUGCCUAAUGAACCUCGGGGCGUCUGGGUGUUCAAAAGAGGUAAAAAGAUAGCGGAGCUCGACGCUCCUGCGCGCUCCAACGAACCCAUUGAGGAAUUGAUGGUUUUUGGCUCGUGGAUCGUAGGAUGCGGUAGCAGGACAAUUCAAAUUUGGAAAACGACGAGCUAUGAGCAUUACACCACCUUGACCCCACCUGCGCAGCGAACGAGUUUGGCUAGCCGUGUGCUUACGGGCAACGUCUGCAGCAUGCCAACCUAUCUGAACAAGAUAUUUGUUGGCAGGUGUGACGGAGGCGUUGAUAUAUGGAAUGUCUCAACCGGAAAAUUACUGUACACCAUUCUCCCUACCUUCCCAAGCGCUGGGAUGGUGACUGCAAUUGAACCUACGCCUGCCUUGUCGCUCAUGGCCAUUGCUUAUAGUAGCGGCGCAGUGGUAAUCCAUAAUAUAAGAACUGAUCAAACAGUGCUUCAAUUGCGCUCUCCGACAUCUAGCACCCUCCCGGUGCACUCUAUCUCUUUCCGAACCGACGAUCUCGGAGCUGGAAAUGAUGGUCGGAAAGCAGGCGUGAUGGCAACUGCUGGAAACGAUAGUGGAGAUAUUACGAUGUGGGAUCUCAACAAUGGUGGACGAGUAACCGGUAUUUUACGAGAUGCUCACGAAACGUCUGGCAAAGGUCGCGCACCUGGCAUCAACAAGAUCAAGUUCCUUAGUGGUCAGCCUGUUAUAGUAUCGACCGGGACUGACAAUGCGCUCCGGACUUGGAUCAUUGAUGAAACGCCGUUUUCUCCCAUCCCGCGACCAUUACACGCGAGAGCCGGGCAUUCGGCGCCAGUCACGACCAUCGCAUUUUUGCCUCCAGGCUCUGAGGGAUCAGAGACUUCGGGGAAAUGGCUAUUAAGUGCUAGCGAAGAUCGUAGUCUUUACGGCCUAAGCUUAAGAAAAGACGCACAGAAUGCAGAACUUUCCCAAGGCAAUGUCAAGAGCAAGUCGAAGAAAGUCGCUACUGUCCAAGGUUCUGGGGAGUUUGUUGCAAGAUCUACGAGCCUCAAGACACCAGAAAUUACGUGUAUAGCUUGCUCGCUCAAUAGAGAUGGAGGGAUGGGCUCUGCUGCUGGUGGACCUAUCUGGACUAAUCCAAAGUCUGUAAGUGCGGAUAGUACGAAUAUGACUGGCUGGGAGAGUGUUGUUACCGGACACAAAGGCGAUAAAUUUGCACGUACCUGGCUCUGGGGUAAGAGAAAAGCCGGCCGCUGGGCUUUGGAGACCGGUGACAAAACUGAGGUCAAGAGUGUUGCUGUCUCAUCUUGUGGGACAUUCGCGUUGGUCGGCUCGGACGGCGGCUCGCUUGAUAUGUAUAACUUGCAAUCUGGCAUUCAUCGCCAAUCAUUUCCGGCGAAACUUUCACCAGCACAGGCACGGAGGGCUAGGUUACAAUCACAAAAAGAAGAGGAAACGGUGUUUCAACCUGGACAAGGGAAGCACAGUAAAGCCGUUACUGGCGUCAUGGUAGACAGCCUAAACACCACAAUCAUCAGCUGUGGUCUCGAUGGCAAAGUGAAGUUCUGGGACCUCCUCACCGGACGCUUGAAACACGAGCUCAACUGGUUCCCAAUGUGCGCCAUCACUGGUCUUCGCUACAGCGACUCCAGCGACCUGAUCGCUUUCAGUUGCGAUGAUCUUUCGAUUCGUGUUAUCGACAUGGAAACCAAGAAGCUUGUUCGAGAACUCUGGGGUUGUGUAGGUCAGGUGAAUGAUUUCUGCAUUUCCCACGACGGACGGUGGAUUAUUGCCGCAUCCAUGGAUUCCGUAAUCAGGAUUUGGGACCUGCCAACUGGCCAUCUCAUCGAUGCCUUUCGGCUACAGGACACCUGUACAUCGCUCGCAUUUUCUACCACUGGGGACUUCCUUGCGACGGCCCACGCAGAUAGCGUGGGCAUUAACCUUUGGAACAACCAGAGUUUGUUUAAACAUAUCGCAACUAGUCAUAUAGACGAAGACGCCGUUGCUGAGAUUGCUGCGCCUACGGCUUCCGGAGAGGGCGGUGUUGCUACGAUCGAAGCUGCAUUUAUGGAAGAUGACACCGAGAACGGGCAAAUGGGGCCAAUUAUCGCAACGGACCAACUUGAUAGUGAUAUGAUGACACUAAGUAUCACUCCUAAAAAUAGAUGGCAGACCCUUCUUCAUCUAGACUUGAUCAAACAACGAAAUAAACCGAAAGAGGCACCCAAAGUCCCAAAAAAGGCCCCUUUCUUCCUCCCUUCGACCCUACCAAAACUUAAUUCUGAAGAUCAGAUUGCGGGUGUUGAUCCCACGGAAGGUGUCGAGGAAGAAAACAUCAAGUCGACCCGUGCCGAACGCUCUCGAAUUGCAAAACUGCAGAAACUCCACGGCGACACUCUACAUUUGUCGCAAUUUACGUCCCUUCUCCACAGCGGCUUUAACUCGGGGGAUUAUACCUCGUUUAUCGAGUAUCUUAAAUCACUCGCCCCGGCCAAAGCUGAUUUAGAAAUCAGAUCUCUGGACCCCAUCAACCGCGAACACGGAAACGAACUGGCCAUGUUUGUAGCGGCAUUGACAGGCAGAUUGAAAACAAAGCGCGACUUUGAGAUGGUCAACACCUGGAUGGCGGUGUUUUUAAGGGUACAUGCCGAUGCUGUCGAAGCUACAAGGUCUCAUGAUGUUGAUGAAGACAAGAUGGACGUUGAUGUAAGCGGUGGGAAUGUGAGUUUGCAGUAUGCCAUGAGCGAGUGGAAAACGGAACAGGAACGAGAAGGGCGGAGGCUGGCUGAGUUGGUUGGAUACUGUCGAGGCAUAGUUGGAUUUCUAAGGUCGACGCGGUAG
This is a messenger RNA of Uncinocarpus reesii 1704, 3189 nucleotides long. RefSeq lists its product as uncharacterized. The coding region runs from base 1 to 3189 and encodes 1062 amino acids. The transcript has 4 exons. Gene Ontology annotation, molecular function: protein binding. The record is from RefSeq and is a predicted model, not a curated record. Gene Ontology annotation, cellular component: Pwp2p-containing subcomplex of 90S preribosome; small-subunit processome. Gene Ontology annotation, biological process: rRNA processing. Lineage: Eukaryota; Fungi; Ascomycota; Eurotiomycetes; Onygenales; Onygenaceae.